UCGUACCAGAGCCCCAACGGGGUGCUUUUCACCGACUUCCCCGUGGAGGACAGGUGCACCUUCACCGUGACUCAGCCUGCCGGCACCGUCAGCACCUGCACGGGCAGCGGAGUGCUCCGGAGGGGCCCCUCGUUUUUCAGUUCCAGCAUGGGAUCGGUGUCCAACGGGAAGGUGCGGCCUCCCGCCUGUAAAGCGGUCUCUCCUGAGCGGUCCUCCCAGGUGCUCGCUCUGGUUUCGAACAGUUCUGUCGGUUUUACUGCCAACGGCACCAUUACCUCACCAGGAAGCCAGCUGGGCCAUCCCCUGAGGAUUUCCAGUCAGUCGGCGCUCGCACCGCAGCGAGAGCAGAUUGUUUUCACAGCCAGCCCUCAGCCUUCACCUACUGGAAACGCACCUCCCUCCAGUAACAGCAACGCGGCCGCGCUGCCCUUGCAAUGCAGCCGUGUUUCCAAAAUACCAGAAAAAGUGCCGCUGGGGCCCCCCGUGGUUUCCCAGGCGGUGUCCCCCGAGCAAGGCGUGACUCUUCAGAGGCCGGCGUCCCCUCAGGACCAGCCCGUGGAGCAGCAGCCUGUGGUCCUGAGCACCCACAGCCCCGCCGCUCUCAAGGUGGGCACUCAGCAGAUCAUUCCCAAGAGUUUGGCUUCCGAAAUAAAGGUGACGAGCAAAGCCAACAGCCAGAAUGCGGAGACGAGCAAGAGGGUGCUGAAGGUCCGCAGCAUGGUGGAGAGCCUCAGCGUGCCUUUGGUGGCUGAUGCUGAGGAAGAGGCCGAGGGCGACCUGGACAGCCCAGGGACCCUGAGGCGCGGCCUGAGGUCGACGUCCUACCGCAGAGCGGUGGUGAGCGGCGUGGACUUCGACAGCUCUAGUAAUUUUAAGAAAAAAAACAGAGUGUCUCAGCCCAUACUUAAAGCAGUUGUUGAAGAUAAAGAGAAAUUUUCGAGCCUGGGGAGGAUAAAGAAGAAAAUGCUGAAAGGACAAGGGACGUUUGAUGGGGAAGAAAACGCAGUAUUAUAUCAGAACUAUAAAGAAAAAGCUCUGGACAUAGAUUCUGAUGAAGAGUCUGAGCCCCGAGAGCAGAAAUCGGAUGAGAAGAUUGUUUUUCACUAUAAGCCCCUGAGAUCAACAUGGAGUCAGCUGUCUGUUGUAAAGAAGAAUGGAUUAACAGAAGCAAUCAGCCAGGAAGAAAGAAAAAGACAGGAGGCAAUAUUUGAAGUUAUAUCUUCUGAGCAUUCUUAUUUGCUGAGCUUGGAGAUUCUGAUCCGGAUGUUUAAAAAUUCCAGGGAACUGAGUCUCACAAUGACCAAAACGGAAAGCCAUCACCUUUUCUCCAAUAUCACGGAUGUUUACGAAGCAAGCAAAAAGUUCUUUAAAGAACUUGAAGCAAGACAUCAAAACAACAUCUUCAUUGAUGAUAUUAGUGAUAUAGUUGAAAAGCAUACUUCUUCAACAUUUGAUCCAUACGUAAAGUACUGCACCAAUGAAGUCUAUCAGCAGCGAACACUGCAGAAAUUACUAGCCACAAAUCCAGCAUUUAAAGAGGUGUUAUCACGGAUAGAGUCCCAUGCAGAUUGCCGGAAUUUACCGAUGAUCUCUUUCCUCAUUCUUCCCAUGCAGAGAGUUACUCGUCUUCCCUUACUGAUGGAUACUAUUUGUCAGAAAACUCCUAAGGAUUCACCAAAAUAUGAGAACUGCAAGCAAGCUCUGAAAGAAGUGAGCAAGCUGGUGCGUUUAUGCAACGAAGGUGCUCGGAAAAUGGAAAGGACAGAAAUGAUGUACACAAUUAACUCCCAACUGGAAUUUAAAAUCAAGUUUGAGGAGUCCUCCUUUUUGUGGGAGGUGAUUGAGAGCGGGAUGACGUUAGGGAGUGCUGCACGCUGCAGAAUUCAAGGAGGCAGUGGUGUGAAAUGCAUCCGCCCAGCUGGCUUUCCCAGCCGCUGGGUGCGUCGGCUCCUGGGUCACACCUGCAGGCAGGAGUCACCCAACUUCGCCUACGACAGCGCAUUUGGCAGCGUUGGAUGUGUAACCAAAACGGUGUGA
Fulmarus glacialis (Northern fulmar) is the source of this 2037-nucleotide messenger RNA. RefSeq names its product rho guanine nucleotide exchange factor 26-like. Gene Ontology annotation, molecular function: guanyl-nucleotide exchange factor activity. Gene Ontology annotation, biological process: activation of GTPase activity. The transcript is spliced from 10 exons. Lineage: Eukaryota; Metazoa; Chordata; Aves; Procellariiformes; Procellariidae. The record is from RefSeq and is a predicted model, not a curated record. The annotation marks the transcript as partial.